This is a messenger RNA of Macrosteles quadrilineatus (aster leafhopper), 5482 nucleotides long. RefSeq lists its product as uncharacterized. The coding region runs from base 48 to 5054 and encodes 1668 amino acids. The transcript has 22 exons. The record is from RefSeq and is a predicted model, not a curated record. Lineage: Eukaryota; Metazoa; Arthropoda; Insecta; Hemiptera; Cicadellidae. Gene Ontology annotation, cellular component: cell surface. Gene Ontology annotation, biological process: cell-matrix adhesion.
UAACAACCCAGUCCAGUGCUGUCUUAUCAACAGUUAGUUAGUGCAAGAUGAAGCUCUCCAGCUGGUCUGUAGUAUUAUUUAUCACAAUUCCUCCACUUUUUAUUGCACAAACCAAUGGAGACUUCCCGUCAGGUGCGCAUCAAGCUGUACGAUGUAUGCUGGCCUACAAGUCUCAUGAAAACUGUGCUUCCCUACCAAAGGUGAUUGUGCCAAGUUAUCUGUUGCAAGAAUACAAUGACAGCCCUUCAUCCCUACAAGAGGCUCUUAUGAAGACUACUCUCAAUCGACUUCCUGAGAGUCUUGUCUCUAACAUACCAACUAGUCUUCUCUACCUCAUCCCUAGAGUGAGGCUGGCAGAUUUGACAAUUAAUCAGCUGAUAGCUAUCUUGCAAACACAUGCAGAUGAUAAGAGUUUGGUCCACCAAGUGGCAACUUGUCUCCAGCAUGAUAACAACAUGGUCAAGUUUAUUGAAAAGAUUAAUGGUUCUAUACCAGAAGAAGCCCUGCAGAUUUUGGCAGAGUCGAUGGAGAUCACAGAUUUAACAGAGGAUUUUCUUAAGUUACCUUUUAUUGAAAACAAACCAUUGUUAGCUUAUCUAAGGCCAGCAGUGUUGUUAAACGUUGAAACAACCACAUUGUACUCCAUAUACAAUGUUCUUCGAAUGGCAGAAUCCAAGCCACCUAAGAAACCAGCAUUUUACUUUCUUACUGAAGCUGCAAUAAAGCAUAGAGCUCCUCUCUCCAAGCUAAAAGGAUUUGUUUUGGGGCUAAAUCCAGAUCAGUUGUUGAAUGAAAACAUCUCCUUUGAUGUCUCUGUGACAGAUUUCAGAUUAGAUCUUUCUCUUCUCCAGGCUCGGGCACUGUUUGAGAGAUCCUACCAGAACUUGACCCUCAGUAGCAGCAAUUUCAUUGACUCAAAACCUCUUCUCUACAAAUUGUCUCCAGAACUGCUGCAGAAAUUUCCCCAGAAUGUUCAAAAAUAUGAAGUAAAUUUUAUUGAAAAAAUUGCAACAAUUCCUCUUCCCACAGCUUGUCAGAUCACAGAAUAUGUGAAAGCAGAUUGUAUCUCGACGAGAAGAUUGCCGAAAGAAGAAGAUGAAUUCUGGGAUACCAACAUUAAACAUAUGGGUAAAUGGGUUUACACUCUGCCCUUGUCAUCUUUAGAAGGCUACAGGACAAAUCCAUUGAACACUGCAAACCUCAAGAGAUUGGAAUCCCCAGCUAUAUCUCCUAUGCAGGCGUAUUACCUGACAGGGAGAGGGGAAGCUUUGGAUGUCACUGCACCCAACAGCAUCAGUGAUUUGGAGUCUUUCUUACAAGCCUUACCUGCAAGUCAACUGGUCAACCGGAAACUCGGAGAAAUCAGUUCUACUGUCAAGUUACACCUUGUUUCCAAACUUCCAGAAAAUAAUUUGGCACGAACUUUAUCAUUGGUGAACAAAAUUUCCUCAAGCAUUGGUGACCCUGUAGAUGAAACAGGUGGUGACAGCUCAGUACUAGAGGAACUGCUGGGGAACAGUGAUGUCAACCAGAUAAUGUCUUUGCUAUCACCGAAAGAUCUGGCUCUAUCUGCAGAGGCUAUCUUGAAAUUCUUUGCUGAUAAAAAACGCCAGUCUCUGUAUGGUGAAGUUUUAGUGCAGCUUCCUCAACAAAUUUUAACAGCACUAUUGGAACAUCAAAUGGCCCAAUCGAGUCAGUGGAGGUGGAGCAAUCUUUUGGAUCACUCUAAAGUCGGCAAUCUUCUGGUCGGAGGUCUAACCUGCCAACACAUUCAAGAUAUGGACACAGGGCUGUUCAUCCCUAUCAUGGCUCGUUAUAACACCAUCAGAAAGAAGCAAUUCCCAAAAAAUCUACAGCAUUGCUGUUUACAAAAGCUGAUAAAUCAUCUAAAGUUGAAGAUGACUCUAUCGCAGACUGAUUCUGAGUCUGGUUUGAUCUCUCUUUUGGAGCCCAUUGAAAUUGAAUCAAUUGGAGGUUUUGUUCUGGUUGACAUUCCUUUAGAAGCAAUGAAAGUAUCUCCCUAUCUUGGGCACAUUCUGUCUACCAUCGGUCACUUGUCCACCACGGAACUCAUGCUCUCAACUGACAUCACAAGACUGACACAAAUUGCUCAACUAGCCAUUGAAAAGGAUGGAAAUGUGAACACAUUUGUCCUUCGCAACCUUGUCUGGUUUCUACCUGCCACUGCGAACACCCCAGACCUGAGACUGAUGUUGGAGGCUCAGCUAAUCGACUCUACUGUCUGUCUACCGGCCGAACAAAGAAACAUUGUUGCUGCAAAACUAAUAUCAGCUUUUGGAUCACCUGAACAGUGGAGUGCAGGAGUGUUGGCAACUCUGCAAGACUUGCUGGUGGUGUUCAAUGAUGAAGAGCUAAACAGGAUCCCUCAGUCAUCUUGGACUAAAGCAGCUGACAGUCUCGUCUCUCACUACAAUGACCUUGUGGAUUGGGUCAACCCGUCCACUUUCUAUAAGGUUUGUGCCUCUAUACUAGGAGAAUUGGAGGAGAAUGAAUAUAAGAGUGCUUUAAGUAGAUAUACACGUAAGCACCUAACAGCUGCUCAGAGACUGCUGGAUUCAGUAGUUUCCUUGCCUCAAUCUGCUGAUAUUAAACAAAACUACAAGUACACUCCUGAAAACUUAUUGAGCCGAGAUGAUGGAUCAAAGGUUAUUCUUACAGUUUUCAAUCCCCAAAUGGAGACAGAAUUCACAGAUGGUGAUGAUGAGAGUGAAGUCAAUGACAUAAAUAGAGAAAGCAGCACAUCUGAAACCAGCACAAGUGAAGAAAGUACUAGUACAACAGAAACAAGUACAACAGAAACAAGUACAACAGAAACAAGCACACCAGAAACAAGUACAACAGAGCAAAGAACACCAGAAAUAAAUACAACAGAUAAAAGUACAACAGGAACAAGUAUAACAGAAAAAAGUACUACAGAAACGAUAACAUUAGAGCAAAGUACAAUUGUACAAAUUUCAUCAGUGCAAAGUACAAAUACAACACAUAAAAGUACAACAGGAACAGUUAUAACAGAAAAAAGUAGGCCUACUACAGAAACUAUUACAUUAGAGCAAAGUACAACUGUACAAAUUUCAUCAGCGCAAAGUACAGCUGCAAAAAGUGUAUCACAGCAAAGUAAUCUGCCAGAGAAAUAUUCUGAAGAUGAAAGUAAAACAAAAGAUAUUUCAUCAGAAAUAAGUAGAACUGCAGAAAAAUCUUCAACUGAGAAAAGUUUACCUGAUACACACACAGAUAUAGAGACCAAAAAUGACACUCAAGAAAAAUUUUCAACAAAAAUAAUCUUAGAAGAAAAUUUUACAGAAGAAACAUCAAUGACACUAAAAAUUGGAGAAAGUAAUGAAUCAGUCUCAAAUACCACAAUGGGAGUACCUGUACCUAUAAAUAGAACUACACCAUCUGUAAGCAAUACUAAUGUGUUUAAAAGAAAUUACACAACUAAACCAAGUGUUAUUUUACAUAGCAAUGCUAAUAAUACCAAUUAUGCACCUCUUUGUACCAAUUCAGUUAAUAAGGAUGAAUGUCAAAACAAAAGCAGCAAUUCAAAUUCAACUGAAAUUGAGACAUUUAUAAUAAAAACUACAACUGAAUCCUUUACAAAUGCACAAAACAAAACAUAUAAGCCUGAAAUUAACAUCAAUAGUACUAGUAGUAAUAAUUCUGACACUCAAACGUUUUCUAAAACAGAAUAUUUGAUUUCGGACAAAUUUAAUAGCUCAUCAUCUCAGAAUGCCUCUUUUAUUCCCGGAAAGAUGCACAUAGACCAAGUAAAACAUCAAAUUGCAGUUAAUACAAGUUUUGAAGAAGCCAAAUUCUCGUCCAAAACACAGAACAAUACUGUUUACAAAUACAACCUGAUCAAUAACUCUACUCCACCAUCUAAUAAAAGCAGUUCAGAAAGUACACUGAGACCCAAAAUUUAUCAUAUUACGGAGGAAAAAUACCACAGCAAUGUUCCUGGUGAACAUCAUAAAAAUAAGGAGUUUGAAGAUGAUAAAGAAGAAGAAGAAGAAGAAGAAAUAGUUGAAGAUUCUAGCAGCCAACAUGGAAUCUUAGUGAAUCCCAACAACGCUAGGAAAAAGAAAAGGAGUAUAUUCUUCCAUUCAAAAGAAACAAAGUUGUCGUGCAAUGCAAUAAAGAUGGUUGGAAGUCUAGCAGAGCUUACCCUGACUGCUGCAGACUUUAAUGAGAUGUUAGCCAGUGAAAUGGCUGAUUGUAGGGUGGAGUUUGGUGCAAUGGAACUUAGUGAAGCUAUCCAGAAGAUAAUAUGGAAGAGGAUGGAUAAUGAUCUGAAACUGGAUGGUAUAUACUUACUGGGCAAGUUGUUACGGGUCGUGACUGUAGCUGACUUAUGGGACAUCGACUUUCGUGCAUCUAAACCUUGGGUACUUGAAACUAUCCAUGCAAUAAUCCAACAUAACAACAACACAAUGUUGAUGAAGAAGUUAAUGGCUGAAGUUGUGAAGAACAACCCGGAGUUUUCUGUAGACUUGCUGGCCGUGCUAGGCCCUGCCGUGUGUUCCUUGGAUGUAGAAAGUCUGAGGGCCUUGUCUGUGGUAGGACUGGACCUUGGAUCAUCUUGUCCCUCUUGUCUAACCUACCUCGCCACCAGGGCCACAGAAGAGCUCGGAACUGUCCACUCAUGGACUCAGCACUUUGUAUACUCUCUACAGGCUAUAGUUGCAGGUUUAGAGUUGGACAGCUGGAAGCAAUUGGCAGCAUCUAGACACAAACCUCUAGCUGGACUCCGGCCCUCUGCUGUGAAGUGUCUCAAUGCUUCUCACCUAGAGGCCCUGAGUCCUCAGCAGAUAAGGAUGAUCCCAACAAUGACGCUCCUCUCACUUUCUGAUCACCAGCUGGCAGCACUGAACUCUGAGCAACUGGAAGCUGUCAGGAGUGUCACAAAUGAAACUGUAUCUGAGAAAAUGACACCAACAAAACAAAUCAAUGUAGCUGGGGUUCCAACUGGCAGCUCAAACCAAAUUCUACCAACUAUGUUACUUGUAAUGUUUAUAGCUAUUUUCAACUUGUUCUAAAAUCAAAUUCAAUCUGUUCAAUGUAACAAACAUUGAAAUCAGUGAAAUGGAAAUUUUAAAAGAAAAAAAUGUCCAAGACAACAGAUGUUUUCCAAGUAAUUUAGUCAUUAAUAGUUUUACAACAUUAUGAAUUGCACUGCACUGCUGUCGCUGACCAUGGACAAAUAAUUAUAAAAGCUUUUGGUAACUUUUAAUUAAGGAAUAACACUAUUUGAGAAAUACAUAUUUUUAUAUUAGGCCAAACAAGCAAUUCAAGCCAAGCCCAGUUAGUAUUAGUUUGUGAAUAAAAUAAUAAUUAGUCUGUAAAUAAUGUAUGUAAGAUGUAAAAAUAGUAUUUUAAGUUUUUACAAGUAUAUUUAUUUGUUUAGCUUUUGCUGCCUGUUGUUGAUUGGUUGAAUAAAUAUUUAUAGAAGUUGCACGGUUUUAAA